Schistocerca piceifrons (Central American locust) is the source of this 1002-nucleotide messenger RNA. Its product is annotated as vicilin-like seed storage protein At2g18540. The coding region runs from base 1 to 1002 and encodes 333 amino acids. NCBI's taxonomy places the organism in Eukaryota, Metazoa, Arthropoda, Insecta, Orthoptera, Acrididae. The transcript has 5 exons. The record is from RefSeq and is a predicted model, not a curated record.
AUGGCCUCACAACAAAGCCCAGUGUCACCCAGCAGGGCAGAUACUACUGCACCUGAAUCAAUAUCAAACAUGGCAAUAGCGAAGGGUGCAAGCGCCAGCCAGUGCGCCUCCCUGCGCGCAGCCAGCUCCCGGGGCCCCGCUAUCAGCUGCAGCCUCACCAGCCUGCAGCCCGCCCUGGUGCGAGCCGUCCCCGAUCCCACGGGCAAAAUUAGGACGUACGAAGAGCCGGCGGACACGAGGCAGUUGAGUUCCUGGCUGGAACGCAAACACCUCGACGAGCUCAAGAAGAAGCAAGAAGAGCUCGCCAAGAAACGUGCGGAACAGGUGAAGCGCGAGCGCGAAGAGGCGGAGCGCCAGCACCGCCUGCAAGAGGCGCAGCAGCGCAGGAAGGCGCAGGAGGCGCGGCAGCAGCUGCAGCAGGCGGCGGCCAGGCGGCGCGCCGAGCUGGAAGAGCGGGCGCAGCGCGAGCUGCAGGCGGCGGAGCGCCAGCGGCACCUGCAGGAACUGCAGCGGCGCAGGGAGGCGCAGGCGGCGCGCGCGCGCCGGGAGGAGGCCGCCAGGGCCAGCGCGCAGCGCGACGCGCAGGCCGAGCGCGACCGGCAGGCGGCGCAGCGGCGCGCGCGCCACGAGCAGUACCUGCGGCGCAAGGCCGAGCAGGAGGCGCGCGCCCGCGAGCAGGACAGGCUGCGCGCGCAGAAGGAAGCAGAGGAGAAACAGGAGCAGGAGAAGCUUCGUAAUAUGCUGCUGCAGGAAUAUAAGAAGAAGCAAGCAGAACGUCUUGAGCAACAGAAACAAGAACAACAGUUAAAGCAAAAACUGGAAGCUGCCCGUUUGAAAAUGGAGGAGGACAACCGGAAGAAACUGCAGUCAGAGCGUGAAGCCCGAUACAAAGAGUUGAAAAGCAGAAAUCAGAGAAAGACUGGAAAACCAUUUCCUGCUAUAAAUCUUGCAGAAUCUUAUCACUUUGAUGGCUACAUAAAUCCCAACCCAUGGCAAACAUAA